Messenger RNA from Hevea brasiliensis (rubber tree), 1343 nucleotides. RefSeq names its product E3 ubiquitin-protein ligase AIRP2. The transcript is spliced from 5 exons. Gene Ontology annotation, biological process: protein ubiquitination. The record is from RefSeq and is a predicted model, not a curated record. Gene Ontology annotation, molecular function: ubiquitin protein ligase activity. Bases 259 to 1023 code for a protein of 254 amino acids. NCBI's taxonomy places the organism in Eukaryota, Viridiplantae, Streptophyta, Magnoliopsida, Malpighiales, Euphorbiaceae.
UACAAAAAGAAGUAUUUUUCUCGUUUGGAGUUUCUCUCUCUCUCUAACCAUAAAAAGCUAUCAGAAUUCAGAACCCACAAAGAAAGAAAAAAGGAAUUUUUAGCAGAGCCGCCCCAGAAAGAAAGCUAGAGAGAGAGAGAUGCCUCUCUCUCCUUUUUAACUCAAUUUUGGUUUUUGGUGGAUUAGGUAUAUUAAGACGUCAAGCCCAGUUGCUAUUCUUGGACACUGCGUGUGUGUGUUUGUGUGUAAGAGAGAGAGAUGGAGAUGAUGUAUUUGCAGGUGGGCAGUUCCUCUUACCAGGAGUCUCUCAAAGUUCUCGAGGCUGAUAUACAGCAUGCUAAUGCAUUGGCUGCUGCAAUUCCAAGAGGCAAGAGUGGUGCACGUCUUCAGAUGAAAUUAGUUUGCAAUCAAUGGACUCCCUUCUUUCUCUUUUUGCUACAACGGAUAGAUUGUUCUUGCAUAUGUCUACUCCCUAGAUAUCUAAAUCUCUUUCACAUACUUGUAUAUAAGGUAUAUGCAGAUGGUAGACCAAACCUAUUUACACAUGGAAGGAAAGCAACAAUUAAGGAAUUCUAUGGUGUUAUAUUACCAUCUCUUCAACGGCUUCAUAGUAAUCUGGAGGAGUUAGAGGAUGUUAAGGAAGGGCAUUUGGGAAUGGAGAGUUUGGGGAAAAAGAGAGUGGAAAGAGAUAUUAGGCUUGCCAAUGUUGAUAUAGAGAGAGAAGAUGAAUGUGGAAUUUGCUUGGAGCCUUGCACAAAAAUGGUCCUGCCUAAUUGUUGCCAUGCAAUGUGCAUCAAAUGCUACCGCAAUUGGAACACAAGGUCGGAAUCCUGCCCUUUUUGUCGUGGGAGCUUAAAGAGAGUUAACUCAGAAGACUUAUGGGUGCUCACUUGUAACAACGAUGUGGUUGACACAAAAACAAUAUCCAAGGAGGAUUUGUUGCGCUUCUACCUCUAUAUCAACAGCUUGCCAAAAGAUUACCCAGAUGCUCUUUUCUUAGUAUAUUAUGAAUAUCUAAUGUGAAUUAGAGAAGAUGAGAGGAGUGAUGUACAGAGAGCAAAAGCCGACCCUCUAAUGUAAAUAGAGUCUGGUAAGCACACGAUUGUUCCUCUGAUUCUUAGACCAAAAAAAAUAAAUCUCAACUGAUGUUUGUUGGAGUUUCCAAAUUCAAUUAGCCUAAGCUUUAAUGUCAAAGCUCUUGUUGGUGGAAAGGUACAUUUCCUCGUGCGUAAUAUGGAAGAGGCUCUUAAAGGUUCAAUUUAAGCUCACAGGCUUGUUGAAAGUGCACGUAAAAGCACUUCUGUACUUGUUUAUGCUUUUCAAUGGCAAAACCAACUUGUGUU